CCAGGGGCGGACUGACAACUCAUGGGGCCCCCAGGCAAUAGGGGAUCAUGGGGCCCCUGUGUCUUUGCCCAAACUCAAAAAAAGUCUAUGAAAAAGGUACCAGGGGCAUCUCAUGGGGCCCCCUACUGACCCCGGGACCUCGGGCAGUGCCCGAGUUUCCAAAUGGUCUGUCCGCCCCUGGCUGGGACCACAUAAAUAUUAAAACUGUCCACAUUUCUCUGUGCGGGUGGUGCGGCUGCACGGAUUUUCAUGCGGAUUCGCAGUGGCACCACCCGCACAGAUGUGAACCUAGGGUUAAGGAAACAAUGGAGAUCUUGAUC
Molecule: messenger RNA, 320 nt
Organism: Staurois parvus
Lineage: Eukaryota; Metazoa; Chordata; Amphibia; Anura; Ranidae
Source: the annotation of a GenBank genome assembly